AUGGCGGAUACCUUGGCUAGGGAAACGGAGGCCUUUCGUGCGAUUUUCCCGGCCAGCUGCCCAACGGUUCUGCGUGAUGCUCUCAUCGACAGGCUACUCGCACUUGGUGUGGGUACCGCUGACCUCUCGACCUUGGUCUCAAAGCCAGAUAUGCUGAAGAAUACAAUUGUUGAUGUCCUUUGCCCUAUUGGUGAAAAAGAAACGGCAGAUCAGAAGCAACUCCGUUUGAUUCGCGGUUUGAGGAUCGAAUCAGCUUUACAAGGUGCUGCUAAGGCCUUCUCCAACAAGCACGGCCCUGCCGCUCAAGGUCAACUCGAGUACAUGGAGCGAAUUUCGAAGCGUUAUGGUGGUGCGGCUUCCCCCGGUUUGGUGGUAUCGAGAGGUGAAGCUAGGUUCCGAAUCGGGAAUUCCGAUCGUUCCACGGGAGGCAAGAAGCCAGUAGUGGAUGUCAACGGCAACAUCCAAUGGAUUCCCGACUCGGCCACUGGUGGCCGCAAACCUCGCAAUCUCAGUGAACUGUGGUUCGGCCUUCUCCCCAUCUUACUAUGUAUCGACACUAGUUGCAACGUGAAUGGAGGCCCCUGGGUGCUCCACUAUUUGCAGGAGUUAUGCCGGGUCUCCAUGUUAUAG
Molecule: messenger RNA, 630 nt
Organism: Perkinsus marinus ATCC 50983
Lineage: Eukaryota; Perkinsozoa; Perkinsida; Perkinsidae
Exons: 1
Coding region: 1-630 (209 amino acids)
Source: RefSeq, a predicted model, not a curated record